This is a messenger RNA of Dioscorea cayenensis subsp. rotundata (Guinea yam), 1211 nucleotides long. RefSeq names its product ranBP2-type zinc finger protein At1g67325-like. The transcript has 8 exons. The record is from RefSeq and is a predicted model, not a curated record. Lineage: Eukaryota; Viridiplantae; Streptophyta; Magnoliopsida; Dioscoreales; Dioscoreaceae. Bases 87 to 872 code for a protein of 261 amino acids.
UCGGAAUCACGCGAAAGCCUCAAAGCAAGUCUUCCCCCACUUCGCUUCCCUGCAAACCUCCAUCAUCGAUCGAGAGAUCUCCUCCAAUGUCUUCCGCCAAGUUGGAUAAUCGAGGAUCGGUUGGAUCUAAGAGGUCCCGGAACAACACUUCACGGAGUGAUGGAGAUUGGACCUGCCCACAAUGUGGAAAUGUGAAUUUCAGUUAUAGAACUGUUUGCAAUCGGGGACAAUGUGGUGCUGCCCGACCAUCAACUAGCCCGACAAUGAGGUCGACACCUAGUCGCCCUGCUUUUGAUCAUCCACCACCUUUUUAUUUUGGUGGUGUUGGAGCUCCUCCACCACUGCCCCUUGGAAUGUCUGGAGGCUAUGGAGCGCCAUUCUCACUUUCUGGUAUGCAUUAUGACUACGGACCACGUGGUGGUGCUCCUGGACCAUAUGGACUUCUCACUGCAUAUGGCCCACCUGGGCCCAUGGGAGGUAUGGGUUAUGGCCAUAUUCCUGGUAUGGAGCGAUAUGGAUAUGGGUUCCAGGGGUCUCCACUGCCUAUUCCUGGUCCAUGGUCUGGUAGAGAAUUACCUGAUAACAAUGCUUCUCGUAAACGUCGUGGAGGGCCUGAUGGCUUUCAACAAGGGGAUUGGAUUUGUCCCAAAUGUUCUAAUGUCAACUUCUCAUUUAGAGACACCUGCAACAUGAAGAAAUGUGGAACUCCUAGGCCUUUGUCUGCUUCACAUUCAGGAUCUUCUGGGAACAAGGACAACUCAGGUGCCCCCGAAGGCAGCUGGACAUGCGACAAAUGCGGCAACAUUAACUAUCCUUUCCGAACUGUUUGCAACCGUAAAGGGUGUGCGAAUGAGAAGCCACCAACCAGCUAGCAAUGAAUGCUUAUCCAAUGCUUGUGCGAUCAGCACCCUUUUUUUCUUUUUUCUUUUUUGGCGCACAUUGUAUGCUGCUGAUUUUAUUGCCUCCGAGAAGUAUCUUCGAAUGGUCAGCAUGAGAACUUGAAAUCAUUAACCUAGACAGGUUAGUUUUAUCUUUUAUAGCUUUUGUAAGAUUUUAGAUGUUUGUGUGCGCCAUUAAAACAGCCAUUCAUCGCACACAAAAGGAAUUGUUUUUUUAUGAAUUGGUUUGUAGGACAUUUAGAACACAACUUGAUAUUAUCUGUUGGAACUUGCCAACUGAUUAUUGAACAGUCAGUCAUUUGAUAUUUUCCA